This is a messenger RNA of Bombina bombina (fire-bellied toad), 1968 nucleotides long. Its product is annotated as ectonucleoside triphosphate diphosphohydrolase 8. Gene Ontology annotation, biological process: nucleoside diphosphate catabolic process. The coding region runs from base 160 to 1698 and encodes 512 amino acids. The transcript is spliced from 11 exons. Gene Ontology annotation, molecular function: UDP phosphatase activity; GDP phosphatase activity. NCBI's taxonomy places the organism in Eukaryota, Metazoa, Chordata, Amphibia, Anura, Bombinatoridae. The record is from RefSeq and is a predicted model, not a curated record. Gene Ontology annotation, cellular component: plasma membrane.
CACCUUGACCCAAGAGAACUGUUUGCACAAAAACAGAAUUUCUCCACUUGGAAAUAGCCUUAUUGUGCCUGAUAGAAAUAAAGACGGUGCUGUGUGCGCUAAUAGCCAGCCUUAUUGGAAGCUCAGAUAGCACUUCUGGUGUUGGCCUACAGCUGCAGAAUGACUAAUUUAUUCUCCCUUAUCUGCCCGGAGGGUGUUGAUGCUGUAAUGUGCAAGAACCGUAAGGGUUUGGUUGUAGGAUGCCUUCUCAUCAUCUGUGUCAUAUCUGGAAUAAUUGCUCUCAUCCUCAGUCUUGUAGGCUUCCAAGACAUAUACCUACCGUCACCUAACAAGUAUGGCUUGGUAUUUGAUGCCGGAUCAUCCCAUACAUCCCUCUACAUAUACCAGUGGCCAGCUGACAAGGAGAACGAUACCGGCAUAGUGAGACAGAUCUCUAUGUGCGAUGUGCAAGGAAAGGGGAUUUCAUCAUAUGCAGACAACCCUGCUCUAGCCGGGGAAAGUUUAAAGGAAUGCAUGAACAAAGCCCUGACAAUUAUUCCAGAAAGUCGACAUAAGGAAACCACAACUUUACUUGGAGCUACAGCAGGGAUGAGGCUUCUGAAUGUCCAGAAUGCAACAACAAGUCAACGAAUCUUUGAAGAAAUCACAAAGACCCUAAGCAAAUACCCAGUGAAUUUCCAAGGGGCCCGAAUAUUAACAGGAAAUGAAGAAGGUUCUUUGGGGUGGAUUACUGUCAAUUAUCUUUUGGGAACUUUUAUUACGCUGAAUUCUUUAGUGGGUGGCGUGACCCACCCAGAACAGACUAACAUGGUUGGAGCCAUGGAUCUCGGUGGUGCUUCCACCCAAAUGACUUUCCAUCCUUCCGUCAAAAUUGAGAACAAGGACACAGAAAUGUCUUUUAGGCUCUAUGGAUAUAAUUAUACCAUCUACACACACAGCUAUCUCUGCUAUGGACAAGACCAGGCGCUGAAGAAACUUCUGGCAGAAUUCAUACAGAAUUCUACAACUAAUAUAGUCAGCCACCCUUGCUAUCCAAAGGGAUAUAAAGAAAAUUUUACUUUGACCUCUGUAUACAAUAGUCCAUGUUUGACCACAUCUCCUGGAAACUUGCAAGUAAACGUCACUGUAGAAGGACAAGGAAACCCCGGAGCUUGCCGCCAGUCAUUCUUCAGAAUCUUUAACUUCUCACAAUGUAAUAAUAAUGCAAACUGCUCCUUUAAUGGGGUCUACCAGCCACCUCUGCAAGGAAAGUUCUAUGCAUUUUCCGCAUUUUAUUACACCUUCAAUUUCCUCAACAUGACCUGUGGACAAUCCCUGAGUUCCACCAACAGUACAAUCUGGAAUUAUUGUACUCAGGACUGGAGCACUCUUCUUGCAAAUCACCCUCAAGAGAACCGUAAACGUUUAUCGGAGUACUGUAGUUCUGCAAUGUACAUACUGACCUUGCUGUUGGAUGGAUACAAGUUUAACGAGCAGAAUUGGAAAACCAUUCAGUUCAGCAAACAGGCUGGCAAUGCAGAUAUUGGAUGGACACUUGGGUAUAUGCUCAAUUUGACCAACAUGAUCCCUUCGGAGAAACCUGUGAAGUUGGAAGCCUACGACUACAGCCCGUGGGUGGCUGCAAUAUUCUUUAUCGUGCUGUCCAUUGCUGCCGCAAUAGUGGCAUCCGGCUUGUACUGCUUCUGCAGGAACUCAUGAGACAUUAUCCCAUAUUGGGAUGUGUACAGGGUAGGACUUGUGUGCCUUACCCAACUGUACUGUCAGCCCAGAAAUACAUACAUCAGAUUAUUUAUAUUUACCCUCUGUCUUCUGAAAAAAACUCAUGUCUACACGUUAGAACUAUUUAAUUUGUUUCUGUUUCCAAAUACCUAAUUUGUAAAACAGUUACAUAUAAUUAUUGUCUUUUGUGAAGUUAAUAUAGCUUCUAUCACUGCUGGCCAAUUAUAAUUAAAGCAUCGUUAAACUAUA